AUGGCGGAUAUGGGCCGGAUAGCGAAAACCACGGGAAAAAGUAGCAGAGGUACAAAUUCCGCACGACAGCCAGAAACGCGUUUUAUCACAGAGGAAGCAGGAACGAUGAACCGGAUUCGCAGCAUGCCAAUUCGCAUGCGUUCUGGCGUGGACGUGUACCAGCGUGCACUGCAGGCAUACAAGAACGCACGGGCGAAGCAGAAGACGAGCGGUCCGUCGUGGAUGAUGCGCGUGCCGUACUACCAGCAGUUGCAACGGCGCACUUUCGACGCGCCGGAGGAGGUGGUGGCGGCGCGCAGGAAGUUGGUAGACGACUACAUGGUGCAGCUGGGGCGGCGGUUCCAGGCGCUUGCUGUGCGUAUUGGGGCGGAGCGCGCGGCGCGGGAGGCGGAGGUGCAGCGGGCGUGGGAAGCUGAGCACGGCAAGGUACCUGAGGAAAUCCAGACGCUGAAGCAGCAUUUGCGGGCCGCGUGCAGCGAAGCGGCGCGCACGCGGCUUUCAGAGCAAGUCAAGCAGCGGACGGCGUAUAACCGGGCGGUGACAGCCGCAACGGUAGGCCAGGGCCCUGUGGUGCACGCGCUCCCAGGGUCGCCUGCAUGGGCGGCACUGCAUGACGUCUUCUACAAGCUGCAGCUGCGAAACACGAUCUUGUUCUCCAUUGACAUCGAGGCGUUUGAGAGCAACACAUCUGUCGUCACAGAGGUGGGAAUCUCGGUCUACGAUCCCCGCGAGAACGAGGACACGCUCGUGCCCCACUUCCGCACGUACCACCUCUGUCCUGAGGAGUCUCUCGGGUUGAUAAACAAGCGGUUUGUUCCGAAUCACAAAUGCGAGUUUCUCCAUGGUGAAACCAUGGUAAUGCCGCUCUCCGAGUGCGUUGAGUUCAUUAACGGGCUUAUCGAGUACUACCUGUACCCACCCACGGGCGUGGACGACAAGUACUCGCGGGCAAUUGUGGGUCAUGGUGUCUCUGGUGAUCUGCAAUGGCUUAGGAGUCUGCUCAUCGACCUGCCCACGAUCGCUGGCCCAGGCAACUCCCAUCCGCGCGACCAUGUUUCUGUCCUAGAUACCGCGCAUUUAUACCAGUACUUCUAUGGUCAGAAGGGUUCAUCCCUAGGUAAGAGCUUAAGAUUGCACGGUGUCCCACAUAGCUAUCUGCACAAUGCAGGCAACGAUGCAUAUUACACAUUACAACUGCUCAUGAAGAUGGGCGAUGUGCAGCAACGCAUCCGGCACCAAUGGGACGAUCUAUAUGCUGUCUUCAACACGUUGAAGCAAUGGGAGGAGUAUGACAACUCCACGCCCUCCACUCAGCACGCAGAAUCCGUCAAUAACAGCACACGCGCUACCGGGAAAGACUAUAAGCCAAAAUCCAAAUCGGGCAGAAACCGUCGACAUCUGGAUACCCACAUCAAUGGCAUGCGCUAUCACCAUAAUUUGGACAGCUUCUUAGCAUCUACGGCGGUUGUUGACUGCGAGAUAGGUAGGUAA
Molecule: messenger RNA, 1491 nt
Organism: Eremothecium gossypii ATCC 10895
Lineage: Eukaryota; Fungi; Ascomycota; Saccharomycetes; Saccharomycetales; Saccharomycetaceae
Gene: GFD2
Product: Gfd2p
Exons: 1
Coding region: 1-1491 (496 amino acids)
Cellular component (GO): nucleus
Molecular function (GO): nucleic acid binding
Source: RefSeq, marked provisional